UGAUGAAUUAGAAACAAACAAUUAGGUAGGUAGCAAAAUUGCAUCAACUACGUGAAGUGAAAUACAUAUUUGUUUCGUCGUUUGCUGUUGCAAAAUGAAAUCAAAAACCAGUGACCAAAGCAUAGGCCUACAGCUCGAAGCCCAGCAGGCAAAAUUACUAAAGACACCAAUAUCCCAGCCAUCGCCGAUAUGGUCCUCGAAAAGAUUUUUAGUCGCUUUGUUGAUGGCGAUGUGCCAUUUGAAUUCAGCCUUCAGUCGGAACAACAUCAGUAUCGCUCUUAUUGAGAUGACCUAUCCUAAAGAAAUAAGAGAUGGAAAUACAACGAAAAUUCAGCCACCAGAAUUUUACUGGGAUUCCACCACCAUAGGAUUAACCCUGAGCAUUUUUUAUUACGGAGGACUAGUGUCAAUUUUGGGCAGUUACUUCGUGAGCCGAAUAGGAGGAGCAACAUUCUGUGUUUUAACCACGAUGUCGUCUGGGAUCAUAACCAUAUUGCAUCCGAUCACCCUGCAGUACAGUUUUUUCUUAUUUUUAGUGUGUCGAUUCCUAGUUGGGAUCUCCGAAUGUUUAUUGAAUAUAAGUAUCACCGAAGUAUCUUCGCAAUGGACCCCGAAAAACGAAAGAUCGAAACUCACAGCCAUUUCUGAGGCAGGAAUUAACGUCGGCGUGGCCAUUGUACACGGAGUUUGUGCUUUCGUAGCUCAUUACUGGGGCUGGCAAAUGAUAUUUUACGUCACAGGAAGUAUAUCGUUGAUCACGUCAUCAGUUUGUUUUAUUUUCGUAAAAAAUCGACCUUCGGAUGAUAAACGGAUAUCUAAAGAAGAGCUUAUGUACAUACAAGAGAGAACUGCAAAUUCCACCAAAAAACAGGUGAAGCAUCCUUACUGGAAAAUUAUAUCAUCGCCGGUAAUUUGGGCACUCCUGGUGGACAAAUUUGCCAUGAUGGCAGCAAUGACUUUCAUAGGUACUUUUCUGCCCAUGUAUGUCAAAGAUAUAACUAACAAGGAUAUCAAAGAAGUAGGAAUAAUUUCGUCAAUACCAAACGCUGUCAUUAUUUUUAUGCUUCCAAUUUGCGGAAUAUUAUUGGAUUAUGGAAAAAGCAAUAGCAUUUCAGAGACUCUGAUGCACAAAAUCUUAAUCGGAGGUUCCUUUAUCCUGACUGGUAUUUUAUUCGCAAGCGCAGCAAUGAUUUCCAAUUUCACAGUAUCAAUUAUAUCUUUUAUAUUGAUUCAGACAUUCCAAUUUAUCGUGGCUAUGGUAUCACAGAUAAUCCUUAUCAGCAUCGCACCAAAUAGCAGUAGUAUUAUAGCAGGACUCAGCACCGUUGUAACUGCACUAAGCUCCAUAGGAACACGCAAUACAAUAGCAUCUAUGACCACUGAUCACACUUUGGAAGAAUGGGAUCACUGUAUACUUAUAAUGAGUGGUAUUUCACUGUUGGGUGGUGUAUUUUUCAUAUUGUGCGGGUCCAGCGAAACUCAGCCGUGGUCAAUUGCAUCGAGCUAUGAUCAAGACGAUCAGAAAACCCAGACUGACACAAAGUUGACAAAAUAGCGAUGCAUUUUCUAUAUAUUGUAUCAAUAGUAAUAUGAAUUAUGAGUACCACUCGAAUAAAAAUUAGAUAAACAAAAGACGAAAACAAUAUAAUAGAUACCUACUAUACUGAUC
Messenger RNA from Planococcus citri (citrus mealybug), 1669 nucleotides. RefSeq names its product sialin-like. Gene Ontology annotation, molecular function: transmembrane transporter activity. The coding region runs from base 95 to 1555 and encodes 486 amino acids. The transcript is spliced from 10 exons. The record is from RefSeq and is a predicted model, not a curated record. Gene Ontology annotation, biological process: monoatomic anion transport; transmembrane transport. Lineage: Eukaryota; Metazoa; Arthropoda; Insecta; Hemiptera; Pseudococcidae. Gene Ontology annotation, cellular component: membrane.